Alligator sinensis (Chinese alligator) is the source of this 5732-nucleotide messenger RNA. It is a transcript of the gene COL23A1, whose product is annotated as collagen type XXIII alpha 1 chain. NCBI's taxonomy places the organism in Eukaryota, Metazoa, Chordata, Crocodylia, Alligatoridae. The transcript is spliced from 29 exons. The record is from RefSeq and is a predicted model, not a curated record. Bases 48 to 1418 code for a protein of 456 amino acids.
UGCUCGCCCUGCUGCAGCCGCACGUGGAGCAGCUGCUGCGGGAGAAAAUGGGCGAAGGGCUAGCCAAGUUACGGACAGCGAGAGAAGCUUCGUCUGACUGCGUGUGCCCACCAGGCCCUCCAGGACGGCGGGGAAAGGCUGGGAGACGAGGAGAACCUGGACCUGCAGGGCAGUCUGGACGAGACGGUUAUCCGGGGCCUCUUGGUCUGGAUGGCAAGCCUGGAUCUCCAGGACCAAAAGGGGAAAAGGGUGAACCGGGAGACUUUGGCCCGAGAGGUGAUCAAGGUCGAGAUGGAGCUGCUGGCCCACCUGGUCCCCCCGGGCCACCAGGUGCAAGAGGGCCCCCUGGAGAUACAGGAAAAGAUGGCCCCAGGGGACCACAAGGCCCUCCCGGCUUGAAAGGAGAGCCAGGAGAAGUCGGUGUGAUGGGUGCAAGGGGACCUCCAGGACUAAAAGGUGAACCUGGGAUUCCAGGGGAAAAGGGUGACGAUGGAGCUCGUGGAGAGCCUGGGCUUCAAGGACCUAAGGGGGAAAAAGGAAACAUGGGUGCCACGGGGGAGAAUGGGCUAGAUGGAUCGCCGGGCUCGAAGGGUGAAUCUGGUGAGAAAGGAGGACUGGGACCCAUUGGACCAAGGGGUCCACCUGGUCUGAAGGGUGAACAGGGAGACACUGUCGUGAUUGACUAUGAUGGCAGAAUCCUGGACGCAUUCAAGGGUCCACCUGGUCCCCCAGGACCUCCCGGACCUCAAGGAGCCCCAGGACCGAAGGGAGAGCUUGGAUUGCCUGGGCCACCUGGAGUUGAUGGAGAAAAAGGUCCUAAAGGAUCUAAAGGAGAUGCAGGAACCCCUGGGGCAAUGGGACAAAAAGGAGAAAUAGGAGAAAUGGGCCUCUCUGGUCCACCGGGAAUUGAUGGACCAAAAGGAGAAAAAGGAGAAACUGGAUCCCCAUGCUUGCAGAAUAAUCACAUCAUACCUGAGCCAGGACCUCCUGGAUUGCCGGGCCCUAUGGGUCCUCCAGGGAUCCAGGGGCCUAAGGGUUUAGAUGGCGCAAAGGGAGAAAAGGGAGACAGUGGUGAGAAAGGAGCAAGUGGUGAUGUUGGGCCACCUGGUCCUCCCGGUUCCCCUGGACUUAUUGGUUUACCAGGUACCAAAGGAGAGAAGGGGAAGCCAGGAGAGCCAGGGUUAGAUGGUUUCCCAGGUCUAAGAGGAGAAAAAGGAGAAAAAAGUGAAAGGGGAGAGAAGGGAGAAAGAGGAAUACCAGGGAGAAAGGGAGCCAAGGGGCAAAAAGGAGAGCCAGGCCCUCCUGGACUGGAUCAGCCGUGCCCAGUGGGACCAGAUGGAUUGCCAGUACCAGGAUGUUGGCACAAGGGUGAAAAACUCUGGCUGAAGGCAAAAAAGAAAAAAAGGAUGCAGCCCUAGAAGUGGGAGAAGCUGCGGCCUUUGCACCUGGCAGAAUCAAAGGAGGACUCUCAGCUUGCAGAGAGGGCAAGGCCCACACCAUUUGCUGCUACGUGCUCCCACCAGGAUGGAAACAGCAAGACUGUGAUGAAGUACAGUUCCUCCAAGUACCUGUGGAUGUUUCAGUGACUGUCAACAAUGCUUCUCUCUCUUGGACAGAAACAUCUAUUUAACCUCCUGGGGCUGGGGUCUGAGGAUAUGCAAGUCUUGCUGGGGAUUCCUUCUGUUUACUUCAGGAUCUACAGGAUUAAGGGGACUUGACCUGCCAACAGCUUGCCUUUCAAAAAGACUGUUCAUGCUAUUUGGUUUACAAGCUCAGGCAUAGUGCGAGCUCUGCUAAAAGUUUCUUCCUUGAGCCACAGGGCACUUAAAAUCGCAACCUGGGGUUCCCAUAAGUUGGGAGUAGAUGACAGUAUGAAAUACAGUAUUCAGUCCCUUGGAUAAGGUUUGUUUUGUCAAUGUGAUACAAGUUCAUCUGCACUCUCCUGAUUCUUCCCUUCCUCCUCCAAUUCUCUGUCUCUUUGCUGCAAAUAAAUGUGGCCUCAGACUCACUCCAUGCAGCCCAAACAUUCAAAACCAGCCUGUGAGAGCUGAGAUGAUAAUGGCCUAGUAUUCCCAUUCAGAGUGCUUCAGUCAGCUCCAUCAGCUUCUGUUGAAGUGUGAACAUCCUGAGAGGCUAGUUUCUCCUAACGGGAUGGGAGAGGACUUCACAGUGGAGGCCGGUGACACUGGGAAGGGGGCAGACAAAACUCAGAUGUACCGGUACACGAUUUUGGUAAUAUUUCCUGCAUCCAGCAAAGGCCAUUCAUUUUGGGAUUCCCAUCAAGGCUGGAAAAGCCAACCACAUCCACCUUAACAGGUAUCCUCCUUGGAAGAUGUAGCUUAGGCCUGGCCUAAUGAACCAACCAUUCACAAACCCUGCACUAAUAGGACACAGUGAUUUUUGUAGGUGAUGUGUUGAUGGAAAGAGGCAGGGGAGGAAAGACCAACAGUGUAGAAGUAGGGCAAAUGGGAGAAACUGAAGAGCAAUGGCAGGAACAGCAAAGCAGAGCUGGCCUGGGAGAGCAGCUGUGGGUCCAUGCCUGGAUAUGACUAGUGGCAUUGCAAUGGGCUACCCAGAGGUGGAGGGAAGGGAAGAGGUCAGCCUCUCGAAAGGAGCUGCAAAACUAGCUGAGAAGAGAUAACUCUGAAAGAAAGAAGUUGAGGGCAGCGGUAGCAUUGUCACCCCUUUGCCCUCUUCCCAACACAUCAUGUUAUUUUAUCAUGGGACUAGAAGGGAGGUGAUUUUUAACUCUCCUUAUGGCACUGGCAAGACUAGUCCUAAAAUAAUGUAUGUAUUUCUGGUGGCCACUAUUUGAAAAUGAUGAUGAAUAAUUAGAGGGCACAGAAAAAAGCCCCCCACAAUGAUGCAAGAGUUGGAGAAAAUGCCUAACAGUGAGGUUUAAGAGUUCAAUCUAUUCGCCUUAAGAAAGAGAUUGAGAAGGGACUUGAUUAUGCUGUGAAAGUACCUUCACAGGGAUGAAACACUGGGUCCUAACAGGAAAGGGCAGGUCACAAAACCAAUCACUGGAGUUGAAGCAAAACAAAAUCAAUUAGGAAAUAAGGUAAUAUUGGUCACAGCACCGCUGCUUACCCACGGGGACAAGUUUCCAAGGGAAGUGGUGGAUUCUCUUGAUGUCUUCAGUUCACAAAUGGAUGCCUUUUUGGAAGAUGCCUUUUGCCAAGCAAAUUACUGGUCUCAAUACUAGGUGACGGGUUAAAUGUGAGGGCCUGUGGUAUGCAGGUCAGACUAGGUGAUCUAAUAAUGCCUUGCAGCCAGAAACUUUAUGACACUAAGUGGGGGGAGAAGGAAGGAUGGUGAAUCACGUUUUGCUGUAUGUGGAUACACUUGGCUUGAUUUGAGCCCUGUGUUCAGGUCCUCAUCCUGAGUCUGACAAGCAUAUUCAGGGUCAUACUGAACUGAAGAUAUACAGAAGAAUGGGCCCUGGGAGGAUGCUUUACCUAUGUGAGUCAACUUGGCGCACACUUAAUUCCAGCUCUAAUAACACGAGCAAAGUAAUGUACUUGGAACUAUGGGGCGCUUUUCAUUAAUGUCUCCAGGCAUGCAGCUAUUUCAGAAUGAUGUCUGUGACCCCUAGUCACUGCCUUCCUGUAUUAUAAUUACUGGGUCCAGUUAGAAAAAUCUCCUGGGAGCAUAUACAAUCCACAGAUGAAAGCCUGAACUGUAGGUACUCUUCAUGGUAGAUGCAAACUUACAUAAGACUCAAGGAACUUGUCAGCCAUGCUAGUUUUAUAUUAUUUGUCUUGUGCUUUAUGACUGUUAAGGCCUAUACCAUAUGCUUUAUUUUCCCUAUAAUUAUAUUGUUUAAAACUUGUAUAAAGUCAGAUAAAUGAAUAGGCCAAGAAACAGGAAUUUAACCAACAAUAAAAAUGUCUUUUAUUCCCUUCUAAUUCAUGAAGUUAACUAUUGCCUUAAGUUAGCUAGAAAACUCCCUAUGGCUUUUUGCCUUGGAAAAACUUCCCUUAUGAUCCCUGUUAAUAAAGGUCCUAGAUCCUGCUAUGUUUAAAGUCAAGAGCAAAACUCUCAUUACCUUCAGUAGGAUGAGAUCUGCUGGUGCUGCCUUAAUGCACAGCAAAUAUUUACAGAUGAAAGCAAAAUUAUCUCUUCCAAUCCACAUGGUGGGUUUCUACAUCCUAAAUGUUUCACUCAUGCUGUCUGGGGCACGUCUCCACCAUGGAGUGACUGCAGACAAUGCAAGAUACUGGAAAUGUCCAAAAACGGUCUUCAGUGGAGACUGGAGAGGGAAGAUUUUGUAUAGGCUGACGGAAGCUAAUUUUGCUUCUAGCUGCAGGAUGCCCUGUAGCACUAAUACUACAGCACAGUGCAACCUCCAAAGCUUUUAAAAUGACAUCAACUUUCUAUGAAGAAAUGCACAGACUUGUAUGAAACAGCAGCCUGUGGCAGAUCCAGUGUUUGUAAGCAGCAGUGAUCGCUGCUCUGCCUGAAAGGCCUGUCAGUACGAAGUACUGGCCUAGCGCUUGCCAAGCUGCGGUUAUGCUAAGACGGAAAAGCCUCUGCUGCUGCAGAAGCCUGGCGCAGCACUGGAGGCAGGGGCAUCCUUUAGCUGAACAGUGCUCUCAGUUAGGGUGGAUCCUUGCUCCAUGCAGGGCAGACUGCAGGGGAUUCCUAACCAGCCUCUACUGAGAAUAGAGAAUAACAUUAAAGCUACCCUCAUGGUUGAUGCUGCAGGAGCUGUGGGGCCAUCUCCGAGCAUGAAGUGCUUUGGGCCAGUAUCUGCUGGGCAGACUCCCAUCUGCCAAGCCCCCUCCUCACUGAAGCAGUUGAAGCCUUUGCGGAGAGAUGCUCUAUGGAAAGCAGAGGCUGCAGAACCUAAGAAACUUGUUAUAUGCUGCUCCCCCCAGCCCCGUGUAACCAAGUCACACUGGUGAUCUGCAUCUAGGACUUUCCAGGCCUUACAUGAGGUCCAAAAGCUGGCCCCACACAUAUUCCUUAUUCAGUAUAUGAUGCAGAUUAACAUCAACUGAAUUAGAGGGACACCCUCGUGUCAUAUUAACAGUCAAAGGUGCAGGCAGAAAGGCUUAUUCUCUAGAUUUCCCAGGUGCUUUCCAUGUACAUAAAGCCUGGGUAGCUUUGUUAGACGAGAAAUUGCUUUGUGACAAUCAGGGAGAGAGAUCUGCAUUGCUCAGCAAGUUGUUUUCUACUUGUUUGGUUUGUUUGUUUGUUUCCUUUCCAAGAUGCUGUAAAACCACAUUUAUGUAAAUCUUUUUGAUCAGUUUAUUCCGAGUUCACAAACAGCACAUGAAGAUAAAUCUUAAUAAUGGGCAGUGCUAGUAGCCUAGUCUAAACCCUUGGACCUCAGUAAUUACAUUACUGAGCACGAUGGAUUUCACUUUUUUUUCCAAGAAUCAGCUCUUUCCGUAUCUGACUGGAGAAGCUGCUUUAUAGCCAAGCAGAGGAAGCAAGACUAAACAUUACCACUAGAUGUCAGUCAAACGAAAGAUAAAAAAUGAGGCUGCUUCUAUAUUUGAAAUUUAGGUCAUUCUGAGACUGAUUUAUCUUCAGCAUUAAAAUACUUAAUAUGUAAACUACAUGUAUUCAUCAAUAAACAUGUAUGUGAUUUGGAUAAAACACUUAAAAACUAGUCUUCAUUGGGUGGGAAACAAAGCACAAAUCAAAUUCAUGUUUCAUAGUUUCAUGUUGUUCAUCUGGUUACGUACUAUUCAGUUAUGUAGCCUGAAGAGAAAAACAACCCC